CUGCGACCCAACCACUGUCACAAAAUUUCGCUAAUAUUUCUCACCUGCGUCUCUCCAUCUUCUUCUUCCAUCGACCAUUUUCGGCUUCUUUGCCAUCUUGAUCCUCCAUUCCCACUUUUCAAAACCAUGGAGAACAAGCCCACCUUCAUAGUCGAAGAGAGGAAAGAGCUCUUGCUCUCUCCGAACGGCGACGCGCCCCCUGCUCUCAGAACGGGUCACUUCCUCAAACCCUCCGCGACAGAGGCCGACCCGCCGCCUCCUCCGCUCUUUUCGACCUUAUCGCCGCCGAAGAAGUUGCCCAUCGGCGUCAACUUCGACAACUGGCGUCGCCCAACCAAGAGCUGGACCGCGUGGGUCGAUAGCAUGGAGUCCGCGCACGGUCUUACAUGGAAAAGAGCCGGCUUUUACGAGGCCAUUAAGUGUUCGACGUUCCUGAUCCGAAAACACCCUAGCUUAGUCCUCGGGCUUGCUCAGCAUUGGUGCCCCGACACGAACACCUUCGUUUUCCCCUGGGGCGAAGCCACCAUCACGCUCGAAGACGUGAUGGUCUUAGGGGGUUACUCGGUUUGGGGAUCCUCCCCUGUUUUUAGCCAUCUCAGGGACCUCUCGGGGGAGGUUGAGAUGAAGCUGAGGCGAGCGAUGUCCGAGAUAUCAAAAACCACAGCGAAGAAGGCGGACAGCUCCAAGUGGAUGGAGAAGUUUAGGGACACUGGGAGCGAUAUUGAGCACGAGGCCUUCCUCGCGUAUUGGCUGUCGAGGUUUGUGUUCCCGAGCACUAGCAAUGUGAUUGCUGUGAGACAACUGCCAAUGGUGGUAGGUCUGGCUAGAGGCGCAAGGAUUGCGCUCGCGCCCGCUGUUUUAGCUCGUGUUUACAGAUAUUUAACUAGGCUGAAGAAUGUUUUAGAUGGAAAUGAAGCGGAUACUUGGAUAAGAGUGUCGGUACCGUUUGCUUUUGUUCAGAUAUGGGCUUGGGAGAGAUUUGGAACCCCCAUCAGGCCAAAUCCUAGAGAGGUUCCUCUAGGGGAGCCUAGGUUGGGUCGAUGGCACAAAUUGAAAAAAUCCAACCUUCAAAAUGUGCAUUCCAUGAUGGUCGAAGCAGGAGUGGAUUUUAAAUGGCGUCCCUACAGCUUAGCCGUGAAUAACUUGGCGUCCUAUGCAUUUUAUGGUGAGAAAGGGAUCUGCCUGUCGCUGGAAGAGGAAGCCGAUGGAGAACUGAGGUCAUUUGCUCACUGCUUGAUGGCUUGUGAGUUGCCCGGGCUGGAUUUUGUCGAGACAUAUUCGCCUCAUCGAGUGGCCAUGCAAUUCGGGAUGGAUCAAGAUAUGCCAGGUCGAGUUGCCCCCUGUAACCAGGACCCUAAGGUUGCUUGGGACAACUACAAUAAGUCACUCCAAGGUGUGCAGUUGUACAUUCCAGCGAGGCUUUACAAACCAUGCAUAACAGCUCGCUAUGCUGAGUGGUGGGCUUCAAGGAGUUCAAAAGGAUCGAUGCAGGGUUUAAAAGGAAGUUCGGUAGUUAAUGAUGACCUGGUUCCUCUUGGUUUUCAGCCAAAAAGUAUGAGUGUGGAGACGGGUGACUCCAGCGAAAAUGAUGACGGGCUAACUCUGGAGGAACUUUUGAGGUCCACUAGGCGAAGACAUGCUGCCAGGAGCUGCUUGGUAGUCGACCGCAACAAUUGCUUGCAGAAGGAUCAAAGGCAAAGUUCCUUCUUACAGAAUAUGGGUAAAGAAGACACUGACAUUGAAAUGAGAGAGUCACCAAUGGAACCUGUCGAGAGCAAUAGGCCCCACGAUACCGCUCCUGAAGGAGCUCAAAGAGAGAACGAGGAAGGCACAAACGGAAUAGGGCAUAGCGUUGCUGAAGGAUGUUUAGCUGACGAAAAUGCGGGAAUUAGCAGUGAGCGUUUAAUGAUUGAAACCCUAGCGCUGGAUCUUGAUGCUCGGAUAAGCAAGCUGGAGAGAGCAGCUGCUGCGCGAAAAGCUCGGAUUAACAAAUGAAAAAAGAUUCUCAGAAGAAAUGCUACUUUGAUGAUUUCAUGUAAAUCAUCUACCGUCCUUCCACAUUUGUAGUUUUCGAACCGGAUAUCUCUUUUAUAUUAGUGCUCUUGACUAUCAUUU
Rhodamnia argentea is the source of this 2115-nucleotide messenger RNA. RefSeq lists its product as uncharacterized. The record is from RefSeq and is a predicted model, not a curated record. The transcript has a single exon. NCBI's taxonomy places the organism in Eukaryota, Viridiplantae, Streptophyta, Magnoliopsida, Myrtales, Myrtaceae. Bases 127 to 1995 code for a protein of 622 amino acids. Gene Ontology annotation, biological process: meristem development; meristem maintenance.